AAAAUGACACGCGUCUACAUUGUCUAUUAUUCAAAAUUCACAAAAGCAUGACGGCGAGAACCUCUUCGAAAAUAUUCGCAAUCAAUUAAAUUAAACAGCCCACUCGAUAGAGCGACGGCUACGUUGUUUAUUCGUGAUACUAAACACAUUGGUGAUCAGGCAUGAUGGUGGAAGGUUCAGCAUUUACACGGAGCGAUGUGUUCCAAAUGGCUAUACGCGUCGCAUUUGUGUCGGCGGUGACUUAUUUCUCUAUAAAGUGGCUAGUGAACCAGAUAGACCCCACGUCGAAGAGUCGGAAGAAGGCCGAGGAGCGCGCGCGAGAACAGUUACGCAAGGUGUCUUGCAGAGCGGGCCUCGGCGGCAAACACUCCCUGGCGCUGGACAAGCUCACCGACCAUGAGAUGAUUAUCGCCUCGCAGCUGGUUGUGCCUGAUGAGAUCAAUGUGAACUGGAAGGACAUCGCCGGACUAGACCACCUGAUCCAGGAGCUGCGCGAGACAGUCAUCCUGCCGAUACAAAAGCGGGACCUCUUCGCGGACAGCCGACUUACGCAGCCACCUAAAGGAGUACUUCUACAUGGACCGCCUGGCUGCGGCAAAACUCUUAUAGCGAAGGCAACAGCCAAGGAGGCGAACAUGAGCUUCAUCAACCUGGACGUGUCCCUGCUCACGGACAAGUGGUACGGCGAGACGCAGAAGCUGGCCGCCGCCGUGUUCAGCCUGGCGGUCAAGUUGCAGCCCUGCAUUGUUUUUAUUGACGAGAUCGAGUCGUUCCUGCGCACGCGCACGCAGCACGACCACGAGGCGACCGCCAUGAUGAAGACGCAGUUCAUGUCGCUGUGGGACGGACUCAUCACCGACCCAUCCUGCACGGUCAUCAUCAUGGGGGCUACGAAUCGUCCGCAAGACCUGGACAAGGCGAUCCAGCGCCGCAUGCCGGCCACGUUCCACGUGCCGAUGCCGAGCGACACGCAGCGCGAGCGCAUCCUGCAUCUCAUACUCAAGUCGGAGCCCGUCGCACCUGACAUCGACUACAAGCGUCUGGCGGCGUCGACGGAGGGCUUCUCCGGGUCGGACCUCCACGAGCUGUGCCGCCAGGCCGCCGUGUACCGCGUGCGGGACCUCGCCAGGGACGAGAUGGCGCGCGAGAUGAACCAGAACAAAACAAACAACACAGACUCAGACGACGAGUUUGUGGACGCCGUCCGGCCCAUCACGAUGGAGGACCUCCGCCUCUCGCUCAACAAACUCAAGGAGUCCAAGGUCCAGUGCGGGUCCCUCGCGCCGAGCAUGCGGAUAGAACUCGACUAGCUGUUAAUGUAAGGUACUCUGUGGGUACCUUAAUGCACCAAAAGGUACUGUGUAAGGUACCUCAUUCGGUCGUACUUGUAAUUAUUUAUUGGGUUGUGUUAAAGUACUGUUAGGUACCUCGGUAGGUAGUUUGGGUACUAAUUACCGAGGUACGUUAACCGGUACUAAUUUGCCUACGUUUAAAAGGUAUCUUGUUAAAUAUUUCAUACUCACCUUAAAGGUAACAAAGAUCUAUUCAAAGUUUACUAACGGAAAAGGUACAAAAGAACAGAGUACCUUGAUAACUAAUCUGAUAGGUACCAAUGAGGUACCUUACUUAGUAAUACUAAUGAAAGAGGUACUAAUCAACCUAAAAGUACCUGAUAUAAUAGAAUUGAUUUUUGCUAGAUGUACGAAGAUAAUGGAUUUGGGUAAAAAUAUAGCUGGUUGUUUAGCCUUGGAAUUGUUUUUAGGCACCAUCUCUUGGUUCCUACCUCUAUCCUGGUGCAUUAGCUUUGAUUUAAGGUCCCAUUAAAUUAUGGGGAUUCUAAUGUCAGGGUAUCAUAAUGAAACACUAUUAUUCAUUAGUAUAAUUAAAUUUGUAGUACCCAUACUUUUCACAUAGUUAUGUCCUCUAACUUAACAAAUAUAAAAGUUGAUUAGUCUAUCGACAAAUCGACCAACAGAUCCGUAAUGUGCGGGACGCAUUCAAACAUACAAAUGAUCGAUUCGUUCUACCUAUAAUUUUUAUCCAAACCCAUUAUGACCGUUAUACUUAAUGUAAUAGAGUCCACGGAAUGCAUUUGACUUAGUCUCCAGCAUUUCCUAAGUUGAUUCUAGUCUACACCGACUAUACACAGUUAAAUUACAAAUAGAAAGAAUAGUAUGCCAUUAGUAAAGCAAGCUACCGAACAUACGAGAAAUCGUUACGAUUAAAAUAUACACUUUGAACUACACCAUUCUUGGACCUAUAAGUCAAAGAAAAUCGUACUGAAGUGUAUUUUAUCACAAACGUAACGAUUUGUCGGUACGAUUUUUACUGUAUUGCUAGAUCGUAUUGUAUCGGAACUUGUGUGUCGUAUUACAUGAUGACGGACUCAAAAUCAUAUAAACACAAUGAUUUCCUUUACUUUAUACAUAGUUGAUAAAUUUAUUGUUACCAGUUAAUAAUAUCUGUGGAGUAUUUGAUCAUUAGAUUAAAAUAAGACAAAAAUUUAAUUUAGUCAGUGUUCAAGCCAGAACAAUAAUUAAAAUUAACUAUUUUACGCUGUUCUUCAAAAGUCGAUAGCAUUUUGUAGCAAUAUUUCAAAUAUAUACGCUUUUUGGAAUUCAAUAGUAGAUUCCCGUGGCUUUUAAGUCAAGCAAAAUUGAGGCGAAUUUUGUUUAACAGAACUUGAAUUACUAUUACUGACAUCAUUUACCUACAAAAAUGAUUAUCAUAUUAAAAUAAAAAUAACUAUUUUCAUGGUCAAAUACUCUUAUGUGAACAUAGAAUGAUAGUUUUCCUUUUGCCAGAUUUUACAUUACUUGGGGGUUAGGGAAGUUCUACAGUAGAAUAUAUAUUAUAAAACAUGUUAUAUUUGGUACUGAAAGAGUCGAUAAAUUGAUGUGGUGAAUACAGUAGUGGAAAACUUAACACUAAUUUAAUACCAGCUCUGUAUUAUAUACUCCACUGCUGGGCAUGGGCCUCUGUACUACAGAGAGGGUUAGGCCUCAGUCCACUACGCUGGCCUGAUUCGGUUGGCAGAGAUGUAUCUAAUAAUUUUAAUUAAAUUACCUAAACACGGAAACUGGUCUUUCAGAAUGUUCUUGUCUCUGUAAAAAUAUUCUCAUAGAAAAUAAUAUUUGCCAAUUAUAUCGAAAUAAACUUCGAUUUAUAUAGUGUAAUUAUCCUGUCAUAUAACAGUAAUGUAUAGAAGAAAAAAAACUAUCCUAAAAUAAUUAUAGAAAAAUCGUGCUUGAAUCAUCAACUAAACAAUCGAUUAGGUCUUAAUGUUUAUCCCUUUUCAAUAAAUAAAUAAUUCGAAAUAAAAUUAGCUAUAUCGAAUUUACCUUUUGUUACUGCAUUCACCACACACGACUUUAAAAUUCUGACGUCACAUGCCAAUGCAGACACCAUUACGUACAUAUGAAUCGAAAUAAUCUUCGUCCUUUUCUCACAACAUGAAACACGCUAUAUGUGAAAGAGAUAGAACAUAUUUAUCGUGUUAAAGUAGAUGAAUUAUAUCGAUAUUGUCGUUUUGACUUUAAAUAAAUGUUUAUUAAAUUUAUCAAAUUAUAUAUAACAUUUCUAAGGAUUCUUGCUGUAUGUGUGUUCAGGUCGAUGGAACUUUUCGAUAGUCAUAAUUUAGGCAAGAAUAUGUUGAUGGACAGGCAAGGUUAACAUGGUAAAAUCAAAACUUUCUUAUUGGAAUCGAUAUAAAAAAAUAUAAUGCUAUUGUGAUUAACUGUUAUACAACGAAAUCAUUAGACACCGAAUAUUGUGAUGUCCAAUUCGCCGGCUAUAUUCUUUAAAUGGAAACCCAACAUUGCAUGCACACAGCUUGGCGGUAAAAAUAGACAUUGGCGGUCCUUACAUACUAGAUGACACCAGCAUGCUCGAAAAUUUGAUCUCGCACUGAAUACACAGAUGGCAAAAAUACUAUACUUUGAAAUUAAAGUGUAUAUGUGAUUCGAUAUGAUAUUAGAUAUGAUGUUCAUAAGGCAUUUUUGUCCUAUAGGGCUUAAAGAAGUCUAGAUUUAAAAUCUAUAUGUAUGUGUAUUGUAUAUGUGAGAAAUUAUGUGUUGUUGGUACAUGCUAUAAAUUUUAUUGAUGAGGUAUUGGCGUGUUGAUAGUGUGUAAAAUUAUAUGUUGCAUUGUCGAUCAUUAGUAAUACAAGGUUUUGGUGCAAACGUUCGAAAAUAAUAAAUGAGUAGGGUUGUGCUAUUGUAGUGUUUUUAUCGAUAAAUAUGAUUGUUUGCUAUUAGUAAUUGGCUUUAAAAAUGAAUAAAAUUUAGGUGUGUUUGUUGCUUUAAAGCUUUUUCUAGUUUUAAUUUAUGAUCGACAAUGCAACAUGUAAGUUAUGCCUAUAUGUUUUCAAUAUUAGGUGUGUGACUCAAUAGAAUAAAUCUCUUAAAUGACAUUCGCAAGAUAUAGUUUAUGAGUCUACAAUUUUUUUUAAGUUUUAGUAUGUUUUUAUUGCUGAGUUAUUUUUUUUUCAUUUAUCUAAGUCUGAGUUUCUUCAAACACUGUCUACUCAUAAAGCAUUGAUAAUUGUCUGCAACUUACACAUUGUGAUCUCAACAACCAUACCUUGCGAUUGCUAUGAGUGUGUGCAUUUCAUUAGGCUGUAACUAUAUUUUGUAUCGUAUAUGUUGCAAGGUGCGGGCUGUGUCAGUUAAAUUGUUAUAGUUUUGUAGUUUUCGCUUUGAAUUUAUCGAUAUUGUAACAUAUUGGUAGAAUUAUAUAAUUGAUUAAUCGAUGAAAUGGUGAAUGCAUAUCGAUAUUAUUGUUUAAAAAAAUCGAAUGUGGAUAAGACUUUGUUAUGCCAUGUUUUGCUAUGUCAACUUUUAUAGAUUUUCACAUUUAAAUAAAGUUUAGCAGCCUUUAUAUUUCUAGACGUAUAGCCCACGAACAAAACUGACUAUGCGCAAUUUUUUUUUUGUAGAUAUUAUUCGGCCCCACAAUUCGCAUAUUAUAUUUGUGUUCUAUGGUGCAGUCAUGUUCUAAUCUGGUAAAAAGGUGGUUUUAAAUCGGAAUGGGUCCAAACAUUACUUCAUUUGGCCCCCUUUUAGCCAGCUUAUCUGCUAAGUCGUUUCCUAUAGACCUCUGCCUCCCGUAUUCUGCCGUGUUACAAUAUCGACGUCUCGAGUUUUGCACAAAGUUUGGGGUAUCAAAGGAUAUAAAUUAGACAUAGAUGUAGAUAUGCUGUAAAUAUUGUACGUGUGUGCGUUGGCAAUGCUGUUAUGCAAAAUGAUUGGAAUUGUAUAUCGGGUUUGGAUAUUGUGUUAUAGAUGAUUUAUAAGUUUUCUUGUUUCUUUAAUCGAUAUUCUUGUUGUUGCUGGCGUCGACUAAAGUAGAAUCGGAGCGCGCCGAAUCGAUUCACAAGUACGCGCGGUAAUGCGGCGUGUUUCUAAUGGGUGAUGUAUAUUGCAACUAAUGCGAUUUUGUAUGAUUCGACUAUGACAGUCUAGUCGAAGCUAACCAUAAUAGUGUUCUCGUUAAUCGAUUCUUGGAACUCGGUAUGUUUAAACAUGUUAUCGAUACAUCCGUUUUUAAUGCACGAUCCUAAUCUUAAUCUUCGAUCCGAUCUCGAAAAUAAAGCAAACAAAUAGUCAUUUGUAAUCAUGUUAAUAAAAAUCAUUUUUCUCCGUUCCAUUUUCGCGAUGACCAGAAAAAAGGAUUGGGAUAGUUUAUUGAAAACGGCGGUUACUGAUUUGUUAAAAUAGUUCACACUAAAGAGGUUUAUGCGAAUGAAGUGAUUGUACCAGUAUGUAUUUCAGAGUUUAAUGUAAUUACAACUUUUGCAUACAAAACUUACUUAAAUAUUAUUUGUAUAUCUGUGACCAUUGACAAAUCUGCGGUCGGAGUUAACAAUUUGGAAAUGCAAAAGUUUAAUUAUAUUUUUAACGAUAUUUUCCUUUCCAUCUAUCAUUGAAGUAUUCUCGUGUGUUCGACAUUUUAUCGAAUAAUGCAAAUUUAUAGAACAAUCUUUUAUUACUUUCUAUGCUGUUCCUCCUUCAGGAAAAGAUAAAAUAAUGUCAUCGUUUGAAAAAAGAUUCAAUCAAUUUAAUUCCAUAAGUCAUGAAGCAGAAAUUCUUAGAAAACACUUCAAUAAACGAGUACUUCUUGUUCACGUCAUGAAAUUUAUACAUUCUAAUCAUAUAAAAAACCCCGGGGAAUUUAACACUCAUAUUUAUUACAAGCUUUAAAUACAUUACUGAUUUGAAAUCUUUGUUUUCAAAUGCAAUAUAUGACUUAUGUUGAGAUAUUUUCACCCGACUACGAAAA
Molecule: messenger RNA, 6279 nt
Organism: Manduca sexta (tobacco hornworm)
Lineage: Eukaryota; Metazoa; Arthropoda; Insecta; Lepidoptera; Sphingidae
Gene: nmd
Product: ATPase family AAA domain-containing protein 1
Exons: 8
Coding region: 162-1310 (382 amino acids)
Cellular component (GO): mitochondrial outer membrane
Molecular function (GO): ATP hydrolysis activity; ATP binding
Source: RefSeq, a predicted model, not a curated record